Gigantopelta aegis is the source of this 1012-nucleotide messenger RNA. Its product is annotated as axin interactor, dorsalization-associated protein-like. Gene Ontology annotation, cellular component: membrane. Bases 138 to 995 code for a protein of 285 amino acids. The record is from RefSeq and is a predicted model, not a curated record. The transcript is spliced from 12 exons. Lineage: Eukaryota; Metazoa; Mollusca; Gastropoda; Neomphalida; Peltospiridae. Gene Ontology annotation, molecular function: phosphatidylinositol binding.
GGCUGCUUCCAUCCGUCUUGUUUUGUUUACAGAUUACAAAAUUAAAAGAUAAAACAAAUUCACGUUUGAUAUACGUGUUAUGCUUUUUAUUUUUUUUAUGGAACCAAUUCUAUUCAGAUACAUGUAGCAGUGUUACAAUGGAAGACCAAGACAGUUUGGUGGUGCAGUGGCAUGAGUUGUUCAAGGAAGCUAUUGAUUUUGAUACCUGGGGACAACCACUAGAAGCAGCCGAACAUUAUAACAAGCUAUCCAAACAGCUUCACCAGCAUGCAUCAAUAGAUCACCCACUCUUCACAGAUGAACAGAAGAAACUACUUGACAAGAUCACAGUCUGUCUAGAUGCUCGCUGCAAGUCACUGCAGCAUCGUGGAGCAGUGGAGGGAGUCUCUUUAGAUGACCUGCGGUGCCUAGAGUCAACUUUGAAGAACUUAGCAGUGAUGACUGGAGGUGAUUUUCCUGUUGAUGUGACAGUAGCUCAGAUUCAAACACACAAGUAUCCUAGGAUCAGUCUUUUGCAGAAUGGCUCUUCUGAUGAAGAUACAUCUUUUCAGAAAGCACUUGGUACUAUACUGCCGAAACCAAUGCCAAUAGCCGGUAAAACAUUGUUGACGAUACGGGUGGAGAGGAUUGCCCUGAAAGAUACAUCUCAGUUUAUAGAUCCCUUCAUUACAGUGUCUGUUAAAGAUGCAAAUGGGUAUGACAUGGCAGCACGACAAGAUACACCCACUGCUAGUGAGAAAACAGAUUCUUGUGUUUUCUUCAAUGUUGAUGUUCACAUACAGAAAACGGUAGAAAGCCUUCCCCCAGGUUUUGCUGUGUUUUUCGAACUGAAACAUUAUAAACCCCAAAAGAAGACGAUUAGCACCAAGUGUUGGGCCUUCUUGGAAAGAGAUGAGAUCAAAGAUGGACCAGUAUUUUUAGAACUGUACAAGAAACCAACUGAUUGUCAACUUAUAUCGCAUCAGACAUAUGGUUAUGGACCACACAGAUUUUGAGAGGAAACCCGCUGUCG